AUGGCUGAGCCGUAUUCUGAAUGUAAAGUAAUGAUUGAUUAUCCAGGUAGGUUAGGUUCUCGUAUAAAUAAAAAGGAAGGAAAAGUAUUAUAUUGUGAAGAAAACGGUGUUCCAAGACUAAGAAUUCUUCAAGGAAAGAAAGAAACAACAUUUGAUUUAGACUCUCCAGAUUUAGUAUCCUUUAAAAUAAAUGCUCAAAGAAUUUCUGAUGGAUUAAUUUCAUUUCAAUUUUCAUAUUCUUAUGGGAUGUUAUGUAAUGUUUUAUUAUCUGAUCCAUUAACAUUAAAUGGUUUUUAUAAUUUGGUUGAUGCUCUUGCACGUCAUAUUCAUUAA
Entamoeba nuttalli P19 is the source of this 333-nucleotide messenger RNA. RefSeq lists its product as hypothetical. The transcript is spliced from 2 exons. Bases 1 to 333 code for a protein of 110 amino acids. The record is from RefSeq and is a predicted model, not a curated record. Lineage: Eukaryota; Evosea; Mastigamoebida; Endamoebidae.